Molecule: messenger RNA, 2401 nt
Organism: Erpetoichthys calabaricus (reedfish)
Lineage: Eukaryota; Metazoa; Chordata; Cladistia; Polypteriformes; Polypteridae
Gene: gle1
Product: GLE1 RNA export mediator
Exons: 15
Coding region: 260-2386 (708 amino acids)
Biological process (GO): regulation of translational initiation; regulation of translational termination; poly(A)+ mRNA export from nucleus
Cellular component (GO): nuclear pore; nuclear pore cytoplasmic filaments; cytoplasm
Molecular function (GO): inositol hexakisphosphate binding; translation initiation factor binding; phospholipid binding
Source: RefSeq, a predicted model, not a curated record
UACGCCACUGCCUCCAGACCCAAAUGCCGCUUCAGACUGUUUAAACAAGGAAUGGGAGGGACUUUAUGAUCUGUGGGUUUUGAUUGGUGCAACGCUCCAGGCAUAGCAUACAGUGAUUGGAUGGAACUGUUGUGACCUGUGACCGCGGAAAUUCAUCACUUCGAGACUUUCGCUCCUCGUUUGCCGUGGGUUGUUGCUGUUCCUGUCUCGUUAGGUUUUUUUAAUUUUAUUUUGAAGCUUUAGGAAGUUCUGCACGAUCAUGCCUUAUGAUAACCGCUGCAUGGAGACGCUGGACGCUCUCCGUAACUCCAGCAAAGGAAAGCUGACCUACAAUCCGGAGGGUCCUUGGUUUAUCGAGGACAUUCAAGAUAACUCUGACUUCAUCCUUGGCCUUUCUCCUCAACCUGACUGGGUUUACGAGCGCCUUAAUCAUGAAAAAGACUCCUCAUUCCGUGUGAUCCAUGGUCUCUCGGGCAGUCCUUCUGUUUCUCCUUCACCUUCCCCAUCAUCAUGUCAGGAGGUUAAGAAAGAAGAACAGCAGCUGGAGGAGGAGGAGGAGGAGGAGUCGAAGAUGGAAGUGCAGACUGCAGAUGAGGAGAAGCCACAGGAUGACCCCAGCACACAAACUGCCCUGUUGUCUCCACAUGAUACACAAGUUCAGGGCUGUAUCUGCCUUUUUGAAGAGAUUCACAGGGGAAAGGCAAAGGAGCAGCUGAUGCAGCGGCAGGAGACCCAGGCGCUGGUGAUGGAGGACAUUGCCAACCAAGAACUUGAGCAAAUGAAACGCUUUGAUGAACUGAAGGCACUGAAACAGCGUCAGGAGCUGCAGCGGCUUCGAGAUGUGGAGGAGCAGAGCUCCCAGGAAGCUUUGGGGCGUCAAGAGAAGAUACGAGAAAAGAUGAGAGAAGAAUACCGUACUAGAGCAAAGAUGCGGGAAGCUCGGGAAGCAGAGGUCCAGCGACAGAGGGAAGCAGAACUCCUGCGUCAACGGCAGAUGGAGGGGCGAGAGCGCCUGCGAAGGUUGAACUCGAUCCAGGAGGAGGUGCUGCAGUUACAGCUGCUUAUCGACCCUGCAGUUUCUCAAACUGGCAGUGAGUUGUCAGAGUACAGGAUUCGUGGCAACCAGUUAUGUGGCUUCAUUUCUGAGGUCAUACAGGCAAGCUCACAGACACAGUUUCCAACCCCUGAAGACGUGUCCAACAGUGAAAAGGCUCUACAGGACAUGAGGGGAAUGAUUUCCUCCAUGCAGCAAGAAGUUACUCAAGCCUUACAGUUGAAGAAGAGGAAAGAAGAGGAGGAACUAGCAAGACAACAGCAGACUGUGCAGCAGAAAGCAAAUGAGCCUGUGCAGCCAUCUCCAGCUCCCAGCUCUGGACAGAAAGUGAAAGUGAAAAAAGAAGGGCUGCAGACGAAAGCCGAGCCCACCACUCUAGAGAGGUACCGGCAGCUGCAAGACCUGUGCAGUCAGUGUGCCCAGUCGUUUGAGGAUCUGAACAGCAGCAGAGACUCCCAGACUAAGAAACUGAAAAUGGAAUUGCAGAAAGCAGCAUCUAUACCAGUCAGUCAGAUCUCUUCCAUCUCAGGUUCAAAGCUAAGAGAGGUCUUCGACAAGAUCAGCAUGCUGCUGUCGGGGCGACUGGUACAGUCUGGUGGAAAGUCCAUCUCUGUCACUCAGCACCCACAAGGACUGGACUUUGUGUGUUUCAAGCUGGCAGAGAAAUUUGUGAAACAAGGCGAAGAAGAGGUGGCAUCGCAUCAUGAGGCAGCUUUCCCCAUUGCCAUCGUGGCCUCUGGAAUUUCUGAGCUGUAUCCCAAAGUGGGCGACCUCAUACUUGCACAUUUGCACAAGAAGUGUCCAUAUGCAGUUCCCUUUUAUCCUCCAAUGAAGGAUGGCAUGUCUGUCGAGGAUUACCAGAGGGUUUUGGGUUACCGCGUAGAAGGCUCUACGGUGGAAUCUCAGGACAGCUUCAUGAAGAGGAUGUCUGGAAUGAUCCGGCUGUAUGCUGCUAUGAUACAACUGCGAUGGCCCUACGGCAACAAGCAAGCGCCAUGUUCUUUUGGACUGGACUUGGGCUGGUGUUGGCUCGCACAAAUCCUGGACAUGGAGCCCCUGGCGGACGUUACUGCCACACUGCUGUUUGAUUUCUUGGAGGUCUGUGGCAAUGCUCUCGUGAAUCAGUAUCAAGGGCAAUUCUGGAAGUUAAUCCUACUGAUUAAAGAAGAGUAUUUUAAAAGGAUUGAAGCUGUAACUAGCACGGGACAGAUGGGCUCCUUGAUGAGACUCAAGCAGUUUCUGGAGGCAAGUAUCCUGUUGUUUAAUUAUGACAAAAUCGUAAACUGCAAAAUUUAUAGAAAAAGCAAGUUAGCAGUGCAGGCGUUUUUAUAAACACAUUGGUAAUGC